Aspergillus saccharolyticus JOP 1030-1 is the source of this 993-nucleotide messenger RNA. RefSeq names its product FAD-binding oxidoreductase. NCBI's taxonomy places the organism in Eukaryota, Fungi, Ascomycota, Eurotiomycetes, Eurotiales, Aspergillaceae. The transcript has 4 exons. Gene Ontology annotation, molecular function: FAD binding; D-lactate dehydrogenase (NAD+) activity; D-lactate dehydrogenase (cytochrome) activity. The record is from RefSeq and is a predicted model, not a curated record. Gene Ontology annotation, cellular component: mitochondrion. Bases 1 to 993 code for a protein of 330 amino acids. Gene Ontology annotation, biological process: lactate catabolic process.
AUGGCUUCAUCUUCUUUACAGCGGUUCUUCGAUGCGGUUGCCACCCUGAUCGGAGAAGAGAACAUCUCCCGCACUCCCGGCCAUGGCGCACUGCAAGGCCCGCAUGGGCAACACUCGUAUGCGGAUCCUUUUGCCCUGCAUGACAAACAUGAUCCCAUCGGUGCACUCCGUCCAAAGCAGGUCCCCGAGGUUCAGGAGAUCUUGCGGCUGGCCAAUGCCCACCGUACGGAGGCGCUUUUCCCGGUCAAAAAAGGCUGCGUAGUCCUGGAUCUUCACCACAUGAACCGAAUCAUCGAGAUUAACGAGGAGUCCGCCUAUACGAUUGUGGAACCCGGCGUCUCGUUCUUUGAUCUUUACCAUGAGAUCAAGAAGCGAGGGUUGAACUUGUGGCCUUCUGUCCCGGCCAUUGGUUGGGGGUCUGUUCUCGGGAAUACACUUGAUCGUGGGUUCGGCUACACGCCGCAAGGGGAGCAUUCGCAAUUGCAAUGUGGGAUGGAGGUGGUCCUGCCGACUGGCGAGCUCAUCCGAACGGGAAUGGGGGCGAUGAAAGAUAGCGCUCUGUUUCCGCUCUUCAAGGAUGGCUAUGGCCCCAGUAUGGACGUCCUGUUUUAUCAGUCAAAUCUGGGAGUCGUUACCAAGAUCGGCAUGCAUAUUACCCCGGCCCCGGAGGCCUACGCCACCGUCGAAGUCAGCAUCCCACAGGAAUCUGAUUUGGUUCCGCUGGUGGGCAGUUUGUCGGAUCUCAUGCGCCGCUCGGUGAUCCUAAACUCCCCGUCGAUCGCCAAUAUCUUCCGCAUUGCGCUUACCUCGCAGAAUCCGGAGGUGCUCGCAGAGAUGAAGAAGUACAUUAACCCCGGGAGUUGCGUCCCAUACAGUGCACUGGAGGAGAUCCGCACGAGACAGGGGUGGGGAUUCUGGAAAGCCUAUUUCUCCUUGUACCCACCGGUGGAAGUGCUGCCGGGGCUGCUGAAGACGAUCCAGCGAGCGGCUUGA